AUGGUUGAGGAGCAAUUCCCCGAUACAACACUCCUGCGGAAGGAUAUCUAUAAUGCCCGUUCGUUCAUUAACCGAGAGAAGCUAAAUGGCUAUACACCUACUGCGGCAUUGAUCAAACUCUUUGAUGAGAAGAAGAUCCCAUACAUCGCGAAAUGGGCCGAUGAUGAUCCAGAUAGACUGCUUGGUCUUGUCUGGACCUUUCCGUACUGUCUACAGAUGUGGAAGCGCUUCCCCGAGGUUAUUAGCUUUGAUAACACAUAUAACACUAAUCGCUUCAAGCUUCCUUUAUUCCAGGCUACUGGCCAAACCUGUCUUGGAACUGUGUUCAAUGCUGCAUUUGGCUUAAUAGAUAACGAGAGGAGGGAGGGGUUCCAAUUCCUUGCAGAGAGUGUUCGCAAGCUCAUUACAAAACACUCACUCAGGGAACCAGAUGUCAUCAUCACAGACUUCGACAAGGCUAUGAAAGCUGCCGUUAAUGAUCAGUUUCCAAAUGCACAGCAACAGCUUUGUAUUCAUCAUAUCCUUUCAAACGUUUUGCUUAAAUCGAAGACUAGGUGGACGGGCCAACGUGAGGACAGUACUACUAGCCCUAGCGCUAGUGACAGUGAAGACAUUCCCUCACAGGCGGAUGGCGGGUUGAGCACUACAGAUAAGCAUCUGAUCGAAGAUCGGUCGAGUAGUGAUAAGAUUCCUCAUACUUACCAAGGCGUUGUUUUAAUGUGGAAAAAGGUUCUCUAUGCCGAGACUGAGGAAGCGUUUGAGCAGGCAUGGAGAGAUCUUUGUAAAGAGUUCGACGACCAACGAGCGAUCUUACAAUACCUCUACUCGACUUAUAUGCCUGUUAGUGCUCAAUGGGCACGUUGCUUUAUCCGUCGUUAUCGUAACUUCGGAAUCCGAGUUACGUCCGGCACAGAAGCAAGCAACAAUAAUAUCAAAAGCUAUCUAUUAAAUGGCAUGAGCCACCUCUACCGACUCGUCGAGGCAAUGCAGGAUAUGAUACAUGACCAAGAACGUGCCUUUAAGGAUGCCUGUGGACAGGAUGAUGUCCUGACUGCUCCACAAUACCUAGGUUCGAUGGGAAACUAUCUUGGUGAACUACGAACAACCAUGUCAUCGAAAGGACUUGGGUUAAUCAACAAGCAAUACUGUAUUGCUCGCAAAUUUCUGCCGACGGGGAAGAAUCCCUUCCCCGACUCUAUUGGACUUUGCGACGACGACUCCGAUCUGAUAAUCAACCAAGUGGGCGACGAGGUCGACCGCCAGGAAGUCUCAAUAAGCCAACUCUUGCUAGGAGAGUGCAUAAAGCUACUCGAGAAACCAUCACACAAACUGGUGGCCAAAUUGGCAUCUCAGCCCAGCAAGGGCCAGGUAGACCUUCUAAAGUCCUAA
Metarhizium album ARSEF 1941 is the source of this 1389-nucleotide messenger RNA. RefSeq lists its product as uncharacterized. The transcript has 2 exons. The record is from RefSeq and is a predicted model, not a curated record. NCBI's taxonomy places the organism in Eukaryota, Fungi, Ascomycota, Sordariomycetes, Hypocreales, Clavicipitaceae. Bases 1 to 1389 code for a protein of 462 amino acids. Gene Ontology annotation, biological process: regulation of DNA-templated transcription.